This is a messenger RNA of Haemorhous mexicanus (house finch), 2332 nucleotides long. It is a transcript of the gene LCMT2, whose product is annotated as leucine carboxyl methyltransferase 2. Bases 80 to 2116 code for a protein of 678 amino acids. The transcript has 14 exons. Gene Ontology annotation, molecular function: tRNA methyltransferase activity; protein binding. Lineage: Eukaryota; Metazoa; Chordata; Aves; Passeriformes; Fringillidae. Gene Ontology annotation, biological process: tRNA methylation; wybutosine biosynthetic process. The record is from RefSeq and is a predicted model, not a curated record.
GCCCGCCAGGGGGCGCGCGCCCCGCGCUCUCUGCGUCCGGCGCUGCGCUCGCGCUUCCGGUCGGCGCUGUGUGCGCAGGAUGGGCCGCGGGAGUCCCGGUGCUGUCCAGGGCACCGGCGGCAGCAGCGCCGUCAGCAAGUGCUCGGCGGCAGCGCGGGGCUACAUCCAGGACCGGUUCCUGCGGCUUCUGGCGGGGCGGCGGCGGCGGCGAGCGCCCCUGAUCCACCGGGGUUAUUACAUCCGUGCCCGUGCUGUGGAUCACUGUGUUCAGGACUUCCUGCUGAAGACACAAAGCCUACCCAGGACACAGAUCCUGUCUUUAGGUGCUGGCUUUGAUUCCUUAUACUUCCGUUUGAAGGAUAUGGGUCUUCUGCAUCACACUGUGGUAUAUGAGGUAGACUUCCCAAAUGUGGCAUGCCAAAAAGCUACUCUGAUCAAAGGAGUGAAAGAGUUGUCAGCACUGGUGGGAGACACUGGAGGGGAAGGAUUAGGAGCCAUUACCUUUUCUGGAGGUGAUUAUAAGUUACUGGGAGUGGACUUAUCAGAGCUGUCUGAGCUGGAGAGAGCCCUGGAAGAAGCAGGACUGAACAAUGAAAUCCCCACCCUCUUCAUCGCAGAGGUGGUGCUCACCUACAUGGAGACCACCAGGUCAGAUGCCUUGAUUCAGUGGGCAGCAGAGCAUUUCCCUCAGGCGUGCUUCCUGCUGUAUGAGCAGGUGCACCCAGAGGACCCCUUUGGCCGUGUCAUGCAGCAGCAUUUCAGGCAGCUGAGCACCGCGCUGCACUCGCUGGCCCUGUACCCUGACUGCCAGGCUCAGCAGAGGCGCUUCCUGGGGAAGGGCUGGACUGAGUGCAGUGUCAUGGAUAUGAAUGAGUUUUUCACCUGUUGUAUUCCAGAAGAUGAGCAGCGAAGAGUGCAGACUCUGGAGCCUUUUGAUGAGUAUGAGGAAUGGCAUCUGAAAUGUUCUCAUUACUUUGUGUUGGCUGCAUCGAAGGGGAUGGAACCUUCCUGGACUCCGUUGUCACCCAGUGUGACAGUUCCUUAUCAGGCUGGUCCUGUUGGGAUGGCAGGGAGUGUCCCUGCAGCAGCGUGUGCCAGGCUCUCAGGAAUUUCAGGCCUGAGACGUUACGGCCACCACUCUGUUCUUAUAAAGCCCAACGUGAUUGUCACCACGGGAGGCUUUGGGGAGGAGGAUGGACAGCACUGCCGUGUGAGAAAUGUCCAUCUGCUGAGUAAGCAUGCAGGUCACUGGGAAGCUGUCUGUGUGACACAGAGUGUUCCUGAUAAAAGAUGGGGUGAGAGAUUGUACCAUACUGUGUCUUGUCUCUCGGACACUCUGGCUCUGGUGGUAGGAGGAAGAACAUCCCCAUCAAGCACAGGCUUGGGAAUGUUGUGGCUCAAGUUCCCCGAAACCUGUGGUGCCUCAGGCCCAGAUGACGUUGCAGUGGAGCUUGUAAGUCUGCAGCCUGCUGCUGAAGAAGCAGCUUUGCGUUGGAGACACAGCACAACUGAAAUUACAUUCAAAGGUGAGCAGUACCUGUUUGUGUAUGGUGGCCGCUCUGCUCUGGAGCCUGUGCUCGGGGAUUGGCAUUUCCUGCACGCUCCAGAACUCUCCUGCACUGCGAUUGCUGUUGAGGGUCCAGUCCCAGAAAGCCGCCACUCUCACAGUGCCUGCAGCUGGGAAGGAGGUGUGCUGAUUGCAGGAGGUCUGGGAGCAGCUGAGCAGCCCUUGGGUUCAGUUUUCCUUUUGAGGGAGCUUGAAAAUGGCUUUCAGUGGCAGACAAUAGAGACACACCCUCCUCUUGUCCCAAGGUAUUCACAUACUGCACAUGUGCAUGAAGGAAAGCUUCUGCUCGUUGGUGGAGUGUGGUUUCAUGCAUCCUCUGUGCCAGGUGUCACUGUCAUCGACUUAAUGACUGGUCUCUGCUUGAACUAUGUGAUUAAUGUGGAGCACCUGGAGUGGCCAUUAAUGCUACAUAAUCAUAGCAGUGUCUUUCUGCCAGAUGAGAAGGAGCUGUUGGUUAUUGGAGGUGGUGGAAAUUGCUUCUCCUUUGGGACACAUUUGAACCCAGAGCCUGUCUUGCUGAGCCUCAGCAGCAUCCUGACCAGCCACUGAGUGGGACCAAGCAGGGCUGAACCCUGCUACUGCACUGUGGGAGACAUCUGUUCAGUCUAGGUGCAAAAGCAGCACAUUUCCACAAAGGCUUUGUAUCCAGAAUGCAUUUGUGAAGGUGGGAUCAGGAGGGACAGUUACAGCAAGGGAUUCACACCUCAUUAGCUGUUGCAUUUUUAUGGCUCUUUGUGUUGCUGUAAAUAAAGUACCUCAAAAGCA